GCGCAGAUUUUGCACGCUCAUUUUGCAGUCGCUGAUAGCACUAGCAGCAUUCGGCAGUGCAGUCAAAAUCACAAGAUUUCCAGUAAAAAUCUGACUUCCCAAACUGCUGUUUACAAAAUCUGCUUUGGUUGUUGCUUGACAAAGUUACAUUUUAUGAUGGAAAACUCUAACAAUAAUUCGUCACCGGUUGGCACAAAUCCAUCCGGGCUGACAUUUCACGAUUUCGUUCCAUCGAUGCGCCGAGCAGGCACGAUCACGCAUUGGCCGUCAUUUGAGCGUUUCUCGUCUACCAUAAAAAAAGCCAACGAUUUCCUGACCGCGCAUUCCACCCUGGAGAUUGUCAACUGCGAAACCGUCACCUUCCAUCUGACGCACGACGGCGUCAGGGAUUUUAAUAAGACCGAUUUUGUCCUGUACGGCGAAAUCCACAACGGUUUCGUCACCGGACUGCGCGUCUGGACACAACCCUGUACCGAUACCAGCCGGACCACGGUCCAACAAAUCGGCUGCUUCUCCAUACUUCCCAGUAUCGAUAAAGACCGCGGCGCCGCGACGACACUCGAUCAUCUCACAUACGAAGCCAACAAUUGGCUGAAACGCAAUCCCGUCCCGGGACGACUAAUCAACGUGCAGACGGUGGAGAUGCGGGGCUUGCGACAGGGCAAGGUUGAUGUCGAUGCGUCCAGUUGGACACAGGCCGCCUCCAGUAACUCCUCACAACCGCACACGGUCCUGCAGUUUUUCCGUGUAUUUUAUCUCAUCGGUGAACCGUGUGGUGAGGAGAUUGUGUUUAUGGAUAUUUUCCCGACCAUGCUGAAAAGUAAAGGCUUAGCGGAUAGUGAGGCAGAAUUCGAGCCGUUCAGUACGGUUUUCGACAAGGCCACUGAUUGCUUGGCGACACUGCCGGACAAGUAUCGCUUUCUCAACAUGCAGACGCUACAGUGUCGAUCUAUCGGUGGUGUGCCGUUUCGGAAUAUCUACUCCACAUUCUACCAGAGUUCUCCUUUUCACAAACAUUAUCUGCGCUUUCUACGUAUAACGUGUGCCAAAUCGAUGAAAAUCCCAUCGUCCGUUAAUGUCUCGACGAUGCGCUGUCACCUGUUUGAACCGGAGCUGCUGCAAGAUCCCGGCAAGUGGAUACAUUUGGCGAAAUUCGAAAGUUUAACGCUGCUACAGAAGCGCAUUGACCAGUGGGUGCGGAAUAGCGGGGUGCAUGUUGUCACCGCCGAAAGCGUCAGCUUGAAGACAAACAGCGGCGCAGAGCGGACACAAGGUCACGAUGCAAUGUACACGUGGAACGAGACGCGGGCUGAUUCUCGGGGCGUGGAACAGGCGACGUUCGAACAGUAUAUUACAUGCCUGCGGGUGUAUUAUACGGAUGGCGGGAAAACAGCCGAGAAGCCGGUGUGGCCGCGGACGAUUAGUGACUACCGACGGGAAAACGCAGACGACACGCACUGUGUAAUAGUUUAACUUCUCCAUGUAUUUAUUGUUUUAGUUAUUCAGUAUUCUAAUCCACCGCUGCACACAUUUUUUCUCCUCAUCAGUAAAUGACUGAAGUUUUUGCUACGAUUGUAAAGGUGUAAUCACAUACCUUAUUCGAACCUGUCGAAAAUUUUGUACUUUAUAGUUCUCCAGAACAUUUCUGUGGUGAAUAAAAAGUAA
Molecule: messenger RNA, 1665 nt
Organism: Paramacrobiotus metropolitanus
Lineage: Eukaryota; Metazoa; Tardigrada; Eutardigrada; Parachela; Macrobiotidae
Exons: 1
Coding region: 154-1473 (439 amino acids)
Source: RefSeq, a predicted model, not a curated record